Molecule: messenger RNA, 984 nt
Organism: Microstroma glucosiphilum
Lineage: Eukaryota; Fungi; Basidiomycota; Exobasidiomycetes; Microstromatales; Microstromataceae
Product: RmlC-like cupin
Exons: 3
Coding region: 1-984 (327 amino acids)
Source: RefSeq, a predicted model, not a curated record
AUGUCUACUGCUACCACUACCUCUCUCAAUUCGACCGCCAGCAGCUGUCCUCCCCCUUCGGCUCAGCUGCGCAAAUGGAAUGCAAGGAUGCACGAUGAUCAUGGCUGGCUCAAGACGUUCCUCACAUUCAGCUUUGCCGGACAUCAUGACCCAAAGUGGGAUAGCUUUGGUCCUUUGAGGGUGGUGAAUGAGGAUCGUAUCGAGGCAGGGACUGGCUUCCCACCUCACUCACACGCAUCCUACGAGAUCUUCUCCUAUGUCCUCUCCGGCGAGCUCACACAUCGCGAUAGCAUGGGCAAUCUCGAGACGCUCAAGCGUGGCGAAAUUCAAUACACCCGCGCAGGCACGGGUAUCAAGCAUAGCGAGUACAACAAUCAGAAAGGUGGAGCAGGAACACAUUUCAUGCAGAUCUGGUUCAUUCCAACAAGAGAAGGCCAGCGCAUGUCGCCUACCUACUUCUCGACACAAUCCCCCGCCGAGCUGAAGCAGGACAAGCUCCUCACCCUCAUACGGCCACACUGGUCUCUUCCCGCCGAGCAACAAUCAACUGGCGGUCUCCUGCAGCCCGGUCAGCCCAUUCCAGCUCAAGCCAGUCUCGUAGUGAGAGCAGCUGUCCUCUCUCCCUCUUCUUCUGCAGGGGGAGACGCAACGCAGAGUGCUGGAGUGACACACACCUGGGGUCAGGACACGGAUGUAGAGUCGUCCACGGGAGAGGAGCGCUGGGGCGUCAUCCACCUCGCGAUGAACUCCGGCUACAAAGACCCGAAGAGCAGGACAGCCUCUGGAGUGGGAGCCAAGCCUGACGAAUCGAAAGUCCGGGUGGAGCUGCUUUCAGGCGAGGGCGAGAUGCAGGGGGAAGGUUACGAGCUGACGGAGGGUGACGCACUCUUUGUCAAGGGAGCGAGGGUGGGGCAGCAGGUACGGGUGAAGCAUCUUGCUGGAAGAGAGGCAGAGUUCCUCCUGUUCGAUCUGCAGAGGGGAUGA